AUGGAUACAAGAAAGUACGGUUCGAAAUUGGUGGGGAAGAACAUUUUGGUGUUUGGUGGUACUUCAGGCAUUGGUUACUGUGUCGCAGAAGCGGCUCUUGAGCAGGGAGCGAGUGUGUUUAUCUCCGGUUACAAUCCAAAUAAACUCCGGUCUGCUGUAUCAAACCUCCUUGAGGCAUAUCCAACAGCAGCUAAUCGACUGAACGGAAAGACAUCUGACCUAUCCGUGGCGGAGAAGCUCGAGGAAAACCUCACUUCAUUUCUGGCCGCAGCCACGGAGACCUCCAAGAUCGACCACAUUGUCUUCACCUCUGGAAAUGACCUCCACAUCGGUCACGUCUCCAGCAUCACGAUUGACCAAGUUUAUGCUGCCGGCGCCGUGAGAUUCUUUGCCCCGAUUAUCCUCGCCAAACUUUCUGUCAAAUUUCUUCGACCCGGGCCAGAAAGCUCCAUUACGUUCACCGGAGGAGCGGGGUCGCAGCGUCCGCCUCCCAAUUUCGCCAUCGCAGGAGCAUACACUGCAGGAUUAGAGGGAUUGGCCAGGGGCCUUGCGGUGGAUCUAAAGCCCCUGAGAGUGAACGUGGUUGCAGUCGGCGCUGUGCAUACAGAGAUGUUGGACAAAGCUGUACGCUCGCAGAGCGGGCUACUUGAAGCCUUCGAAUGUCAAACAACCGUUGGGAAGCUUGGCAGACCCGAGGACGUCGCUGAAGCAUACAUUUAUGUGAUGAAAGACCACUUCAUCACGGGGUCUACCAUCGCAACAAAUGGAGGAUUUCUUUUGGCCUGA
Molecule: messenger RNA, 786 nt
Organism: Penicillium verrucosum
Lineage: Eukaryota; Fungi; Ascomycota; Eurotiomycetes; Eurotiales; Aspergillaceae
Exons: 1
Coding region: 1-786 (261 amino acids)
Molecular function (GO): oxidoreductase activity
Source: RefSeq, a predicted model, not a curated record